AUGCCUAACAUAUGCAAAUUACAUUAUAAAAUAAUAGAUAUAGUUUGUGUAGAUUGCAAAUAAAAAAUUUGUCCAAAUUGUGCUUUAUUUGGAAAACAUAAAAAUCAUUUUGUAAAAACUGAAGAUGAGGUUCUAACUGAAAUAAUUAAAAGGGCAGAAACUUUAAUUGGAAUGUUUAAAAUUAUUGAAAAAGGUCCUAAAGAUGCUAUUAAUUUAAUUUAAAUAUGGAAAAAUAAUGUUUGGAAAAAAUUAUCAGCUUUCUGUGAAAAUUAAAAUGAAGAAAGUUAUUCAUUAGAUCUUAUGGCAGAUGAAAAUGAUAUAAAUAAUGAAAAUGAUAUAAUAAAUUAAGGCAAAUUAUAAUUUAGAAAAACAUUUGGAAGAGUUUUAAUUUGA
This is a messenger RNA of Ichthyophthirius multifiliis, 393 nucleotides long. RefSeq lists its product as hypothetical. The transcript has 6 exons. Gene Ontology annotation, molecular function: zinc ion binding. The record is from RefSeq and is a predicted model, not a curated record. Lineage: Eukaryota; Ciliophora; Oligohymenophorea; Hymenostomatida.